Messenger RNA from Brassica rapa (field mustard), 3380 nucleotides. Its product is annotated as F-box protein SKIP22-like. Gene Ontology annotation, molecular function: protein binding. The record is from RefSeq and is a predicted model, not a curated record. Lineage: Eukaryota; Viridiplantae; Streptophyta; Magnoliopsida; Brassicales; Brassicaceae.
UCCUAAUUCAAUACCCGUUCGGAUAUUCUGCUACUUCGGUUUGGAUUUCGGUUCGGGUUUUUUGGAUCGGGUUCGGAUACCACUUCGGAUAUCGGGUAAAGUGCCCACCCCUACCAUAAAAAUAUGUACAUUCCUAGUAUUUUAUAGUUUAGUUUAUAUCUCAAUAUCCAAUAUCUAAUACUAGAGUUGAUUUAAAUAUGUGGUUCUUUUUAAAAAUAUACAUUAUUAAAAUUAUUAUACAAAACUAAAAUAAAUUUUCAACCAUUUUACUUAUUUUAAAAUAUUAAACCCCUCGAUAUUAUAAAUAUAUUAUAACAUUACGUAAACAAGAUUUCAAAAUUGAUUCUUUUAAAAAUAAGAUCUUUUAAAUAUCUAAACAAACAAUCUAACAAAAGAUCGAAACUGAUUCUAAAAAAAACAAUAUUAAUUUAGUUAAAGAAAGUUGAAGUAAUCAUUUAUUCUGAUAAUUUAUUUCAAAUAGUUAUUUAUAAUUUUAUCUCUAUAAUUAUAAAUUUCCAUACGAUUUUAUUAGAAUCAUCAACUUAUUGUACAUGUCUUUUUCUUAUAAACUGAUGCUAGACACAUACUAUAUAAUAUUUAUCUUCUAAAGGAAAACAAAUCACAAAAAUUUAGCAAUAUUAUUAAUUAUAGUUUUAACCUCCUUAAAAAUUAAAUUAUUUUUAUGUAAAACUAUCAAAUUCCCUUCAUUUCAUUUUAGUUGUUGUUUAGGUUUAUGCACACAGAUUAAGAAAACAUUUAAUUUUGCAUAUUUUCAAAAUAAAAAUAUCAUUACCUAUACAUCUAACUAUAUUUCAAUCAACAAAAAAAACGUUAAUAAAUUUUGCAUUGAAAACAUAAAACGACACUUAAAAUAAAACAAAAUUUUAACUGUAAAACGAUGACUAAUAUGAAACGGAGGGAGUGAUUUAUUUGCAAAUAUAAUAUUUUGAAAACUUCAAAGCUUAUAAUUUAAUAAACUAUAAAUUAUUGAUAACUCUUCGAAAUUAAAUUUUGAUAUAUUCCACAUUGUCAAAUUCCAUCUCCAUAUAUAUAAACUAUAAAUUAUUGAUAACUCUUCGAAAUUAACUUUUGAUAUAUUCCACAUUGUCAAAUUCCAUCUCCAUAUAUACAUCUAUUUAAACAUACAUAAUAAAAAAAAAAUUCAUAAUUAGGUUACACAUAAUUUGAAACAUAUAAUUUUACAUUUAACAAAUCUUUAUACCUUUCAGUGGAAUUAUUCAAAAAAGAAAAUAAAUCCCGCAUUUUCAAAGCACGGAUCAAAAUCUAGUAAAUGAUUAAAGUUCAUGGUUGGUUCAGUAGUUUGAUUAAAGAUUCAUUAAUACUUCUACACCAGGAGUAUUGUCAAUUUUGUAUCCGACAUGACGGCUUAGGUGAUGCAAUCAUACAUGAAUCCUCAUAAAGCAGGUAUAAUUUAAAAUCUAUCAAAAUACAUGAUUGAAUAACACCGCAUAAAUAAAAAAAUGGCUAGAGAUUUUAAAAGGGAUCUAAAGUCCGUAUGUUUAGUAUCUUAAUUUCCAUAAAACCAAAAUACAAUAAAAAUGUAUAUAGAUUAAUUAUUUGACAACAACAAAACAUUCAUAAAUAGGUUUAAAUGGAUUAUCUAAUAGGUAUAAGUAUAACUAAACAAGCUUUAGGUUAACCAAUAUUUUGAAAUUGUUUUUGUUAUAUAAAGAGAAGAAAGCCGCUGUUAGUAGAAAACAAAAAGAUCAGAAAUGAUGAAGCUGCGUUUGAGACGUUACGAGACUAGGGAAACCCUAGAAUUUGAACUGGCUGAUACAAGCAACCUCCAUGAUCUCUGCCAUCGGAUCAGUUCAUCUACGCCUUCCUCCGUUCACUUCUCGCUUAAUCGCAAUGACAAGCCGUCUCCCAAGGAUACACUCCGAUCUCGUGGUAUGACUCCCAGUGACCUCAUUUACUACUACUCUCAACACCCCUCUUCUCCGAUUAAUAUUGAGAUCGUUGCAUCUGCUGGAAGCAAAAGGUUAAGCGUACCAUUCCUCUUGAAAAAGGUAUUACUCGAGAAAUCUGGUGAUGAAAGUGGCUUGACUAUCUUGGCUACUUCAGUUCACGCCGUCAUGUUAGAAUCUGGAUUCAUGUUGUUAAACAAUCGUGGCUGCUUUGAUAAGUUUAGCUUUUCUAAAGAUCUGCUUACUGUAUCCCUAAGGUAUACUCUCCCUGAGCUAAUCACCAAGACGAGGGUUGAGUAUGUGACUGUUACGUUUCAGAACUUGAGCAAUACGAUUGUGGUCUACGGAUCGCUAGGAGGCCGUGGGUGUAUGGUGAAAAGGGUUAGUCUCAAUAAGAAUAGGUUUGUGUCCGUUAUCGAUUUGGUUGUGGACACUUUGAGGUUCGAGAAACAAGCCUCUUGCAGCAGCUACCGCGACAUGUUCACGUUCUGGAAGAUGGUGAAAGAUGGUCUUUCUAUCCCGUUGCUGACGUGUCUUUGCGAGAAGUAUGGUUUGGAACUUCCAGCUUGCUUGAUGCAACUACCAACGGAGCUGAAGAUGAAGAUACUUGAGUUGGUUCCUGGCGACAGUGUUGCCAAAAUGGCUUGCAUAUGUGCGGAGAUGCGGUGUCUGGCUUCAGACAAUGGCUUGUGGAAACAGAAGUGCUUGGAGGAAGCCAAGCAUCUCGUUGUGAAUCGGUCCAGUGUUUCUUGGAAGGCAGAGUUUGCUGCUUUUUGGAAGCAACGCCAAAAAGUUAGAAGUGACAUGGAGAUAAGUCGUCGCAGCGUGACUAGUCAUGGGAUCAUUGCACAGUCUCGCGCUGACCGUAUCAGUAGUCUUCGUGCGUACCGUAGACAACGCCGUCAACGCUAAUGCCCCUUUCCCUUUCCGAAUGUUUGGUGUUUUCCAUAUUAGCUAAUAAAUCCCUUGGAUAUUUUUUAUUCUUUAGAUAGGUCUUUUGUUUUAGGAUUAGUUUUCUCUUCUCCUUUGCCCUGCUUAUGCUAUUUGGUUGUUAUUUUAUAUCUUUAAAAUAAAGCUUUUGACCAACUUAUGAUUAACAUAUUGCAUAGUGGUUCCUAUAUCUAUAAUGUUCCUUGGAUUAUUUACAAGCGAGAUUCAAACUCUCAUUUUCAUUUUGCCACUUUAGAUCCUGCUUAUAUGGAUGAAUCUAAAGAAGGUCAUCAUUAACUAUUUUUUUCUUUCAAAUAGUGGUUUUUUAUGUUAGCCUAAUUACAGAAUAUAUAGUUGAUUUACUUUAUGUAAGAAACACUUGUAUACGUGAUAUUUGAUAUUAACUAGUUAUAUAUGAGUUAAAGAUCUAUAUAAUCUACUCCACUGUUUGUGUGAAUUUCUAUUUACAUAACAAUUUAAUUAAAAGUUCUUUGUUUUAUGUGAAUUAGCUGAAAAAAUGAU